This is a messenger RNA of Aspergillus puulaauensis, 2289 nucleotides long. It is a transcript of the gene RIM21, whose product is annotated as PalH/RIM21 family protein. The coding region runs from base 1 to 2289 and encodes 762 amino acids. The transcript is spliced from 2 exons. Gene Ontology annotation, biological process: cellular response to pH. Gene Ontology annotation, cellular component: plasma membrane. Lineage: Eukaryota; Fungi; Ascomycota; Eurotiomycetes; Eurotiales; Aspergillaceae. The record is from RefSeq and is a predicted model, not a curated record.
AUGGCCAUGGAGCACAAUGACGGCCGCCUCGCUCCCCGCCAAAUAUGGGCCGCUCCUACCAGCACGACCACCAGGAGCUAUGUACCCGGCUGCACUCCUUUCCUGCUCCCUAGUGAUGGUUAUAUCUUUUUAAAUCGUACCUACUCAAUAUCUCUCACCGACAAUGUGAUCUAUGAUCCUAUGUGCACGAGCACACCAACGAACACGGACUAUGCAGAUGCUGCGCUGGAUACCCGUGACCCCUUUUACGCAUCGGUAACCCCGCAAUUAUACGCCAUGGGCUGUGCGACUGUCGUUAGCUACCUACUUGUUAUCAUUCUGCUUAUUACGCCUCGAACAUUCUACGUUGGUGGCCCUGGAGGUGGUGCCAAUUUCCUCGGUCGACAUGGGAUGGUAAGCGGGUCCUACAGCAACAACUCCUCUGUCGUGGGUGUUGGCGGCCGUCCAUGGCUGCAAAAGCUCGCUGCACUGCUGGUCGCCAUAUCUCUAACCAUAGCAACUGCCGAUUCUUUUCGGGUGGCUGAGAGGCAAUAUGACCACGGCUAUUCGGACGCGGAGGCGUUGACUUCGGAGGUCAUCGACGGAACCGAGAUCAAAGUCGUUCGGAUCAUCUCAAGUACCUUCUUAUGGCUGGCCCAAGUUCAAACUUUGAUUCGCCUUUUCCCUCGGCAUAAGGAGAAGGUCAUGAUCAAAUGGGCGGGCUUUGCGUUGAUUGUCCUGGAUACCAUUUUUGCGAUUCUGGAUAAGUUUUUGGUCAAGACGAAUACUACGCGACCACGACUCUAUGCAGAUGCCAUUCCGGCACUCAGUUAUCUUUUUGAACUCGCCCUCAACCUCCUUUAUGCCGCUUGGGUAAUAUUUUAUUCUUUAUCAAAAUCUCGAUUCGCCUUUUUUCAUCCGAAGAUGAGAAACAUUUGCCUGGUGGCACUGCUAUCUUUAUGCGCAGUCCUGAUACCCGUUGUCUUUUUUGUUUUGGAUAUUGCGAAACCCGAAAUAGCUGGGUGGGGUACAUAUAUUAGAUGGGUUGGCUCGGCAGCAGCAAGUGUUGUCGUUUGGGAAUGGGUGGAACGUAUUGAAGCCUUGGAACGAGACGAGAGAAAGGACGGCAUCCUCGGGAGGGAAGUCUUCGACGGUGAUGAAAUGCUCGAGGUCACACCGUCUGAGGAGGUCGAUUGGCCCCGUCAACAAUACAAUGGCGGGAAUGAUCGCGGUGGAGGCACCGGAAUGUCUUCAGCCUGGGGAGGCAUGAUGCGGCCGUUAAGACCCCGCGGAGGCCGCAAUACCCAAGGCCCAGGCGAGGGCCAGGGCACUACUGCAGCUACGAGGGCACGACGGCGAGGAUCCGCUAGGCCUACUCCGCCGCCCGCAGCUGUCACCCCAGUCAGUCGAGCCGACACGACAAGCGCGGCUAGCACUGUCUAUAAUGUGCAUUAUUACCCGGUCUCCAGCCCCACACCACCAGUAGCCAUGCCUUUCAUGGAGGAAGAGGACGAAAGGUCCGAUGGUGAGAAGGAAUUUGCCGUGUUCGAUAACCAACAGGCUAAUUCGCCUACUCAAAACACCUCCAUGGAUCCAGGAAGAGAGGAUUCGCCGCAGAUUGUAAAUACGGAUCCCCGGUGGCGGACGAUCCUCAAUCCAUUCAAGAGCAGACAUGCAGCUUUACCACGAGAAGUUGCCUCUGCGCAAGCAGGGGAAGAAGGAUGCCUUCCGUCGGAUGAACAUAACCAGCAAGGGGAUAUAGAGUCGUCACCGCGCACUUCCCGACGGUCUGACUUCUUCUCAUUCCAUCGCAUGACAAAUCCUACAUCUAGACGUGGGAGCGCUACUGAACAGCUGCCAGUUACCGUGAUUCCUGCUCGACAACGCGGCCAGCAUACAUGGUCGCCGCAAUGGUUUACAGAUUCCAACUUUGUCGAUCAGUCCCCAAGCCGGCGAACUGCACAGCGCUCUCGUGAUCCACGGAUGAGAGUUAUCCAGCCACAAGUUCAAAGCGCCGCGCCAUGGACGGCUGCUGACGUGGAAGGAUCCUUCAGCUCUAUGGAUUAUGAGUUGCGUUACGAUCCAGAAGCCGCGGCCCUUGUACCUGAAGAACCCUCUUCUGAUCAUCACUCUGCGCAGCCCGAGAAUCCGGUACAUCCGGCUAUGCCGACCCAGGGAGGAAACCAUUCAAGGACACAGUCGAUGUCGGAGGGUCGGCAAGACAGCCAGGAUGCGCAAGGAACUGGGCAGCAUUCUCAUGAUCCUCAGAGGGGUGGGUCUGGCAGUGAGGCAUCAGGGUCUCAGCGAUAG